Acromyrmex echinatior (Panamanian leafcutter ant) is the source of this 2937-nucleotide messenger RNA. RefSeq names its product ATP-binding cassette sub-family G member 4-like. Gene Ontology annotation, biological process: transmembrane transport. The record is from RefSeq and is a predicted model, not a curated record. Gene Ontology annotation, cellular component: plasma membrane. NCBI's taxonomy places the organism in Eukaryota, Metazoa, Arthropoda, Insecta, Hymenoptera, Formicidae. Gene Ontology annotation, molecular function: ATP binding; ATP hydrolysis activity; ABC-type transporter activity.
AACAAGAAUGCUAGAAGAAGAUUAGUGUAGCCUAAUAAUUAUCACAGGCAAUAAUGAACAAAAUAAAAAACGGCUUAUGAUUGCAAAUUGAGAAAUAAGUUCCUUUAUUCAUACGCUUGGACAGACCUGUAUUCAAGCUAUCCUUUGUUAUUACGCUCUCUACUGAGACGAGAAGAGAUGGAAAUGUUUCAAUUCACUAGUCAAAUUUUGGACUCGAUUUAUUUAGAAGAAUUUUUAUACUGUACAUUCUUCUCUCAACCUUGUGCUUCUGGCGAGGCCCGAUUGUGAAAUUCAUAACUUCUAGAUACGCUUUCACACUUAUCUGUGACACACUUGUCUGUUUUCUGUUCCCACUCUAAAUUGUUCUAAAAUUCUCUUUCUCGCUUUAAACAAACAUAUAUCUAUCUUACUUUAAGUUUCAAAAGUGUAUACUAGUUCAGCCACAGAAAACAUCUAUAAUCUGACGUCGCAUGACGUCACUCAAUAUAUAAAACCGAAGUUUAAUAUUAUCAUCAGACAAUUGAUGAAGUAAUAGAUGAUCAUCGCAUAUUGCGCAUCUUGUUUUUUUCAUACUAUACUUGUUUAGUGAAAUGCUAGAAGUGAAUGAUAAAAUUAAUGCAGCAAAGAUGCUGAAAAGCGACUGCAAGAUUCAUAUGCAGGAAUCAGAAAUAUUGUUGGAACCUGUGAAAUCAUGGAAUUCACAAAUAUACAUUGAAUUCAAUGAUCUUUGUUACUCGGUUUAUUGCAAUCUCAAAGGGACUGAGAAAAUCAUUCUACAUAAUGUAACGGGACAUUUCGAACCGGGGAAAGUCACGGUGAUAGUCGGUCCUUCCGGUUCGGGGAAGACCACCCUGCUAAAAAUCAUAUCAGGCAAACAACAAGUCGAUAUUAGAGGCACCAUCACCGUCAACGGUGCUAAACAAAACAGAAAAAUAUUUCGCAAACAGGUGUGUUACGUACCGCAACAAUUCGAUCUAUUGCCAUACCUCACAACAAGAGAAACUCUUUACAUAGCAGCUCGACUGAAACUCAGCGUUAAUCAGAACACGCAAGCAAUUUGUUCCAUGGUGAACGAUAUCGCGAAACGUUUCAACUUAUCGAACUGUCUGGACACAUUGACGAAUAAAUUAAGCGGUGGUGAACGGAAGAGACUUUCUAUCGGCGUGGAAAUGUUCGUUCAGCCAUCCGUUUUUUUAUUAGACGAGCCAACAAGCGGUCUCGACAGUACGGACUCUAAUCAGCUUAUUAAUAUACUGCAUGAUAUGGCAAGAGCGAAUUGCACUGUGAUUUGUACAAUACAUCAACCCAGCAGUCAGAUGAUUUCGCUCUUCGAUAAUAUUAUUGUACUUAACCAAGGCAGAUGUAUGUAUUGCGGUCCAAAGAACGAGAUCUUAAACAUGUACAGUAUUGCCGGAUUUACGUGUCCCAACUUCUAUAACAUAAUUGAAUUUGUGCUUGAGGUAGUAACAAAACAAAGGGGUGGAGAUAUGGAAAAUCUAUACAAGAUCUGUUGUGACGAAUACGUAAAGUUUAGGUUACGCAAUAAACAUAAUGAAGAAGAAUUAGAUUUAUCGAUUAAUUUCAAACAGAAAUGUGAAACAAAAGAUACAGACGCAUCUAUAAAUAGCACAACACAAAAGAAAUCAACAUGGCAAGAGCAAAAGAUUUUAUUUUUACGAUCUUUAAUUUAUAUCAAGCGACAUACAACUUUAACAAAACUAAGAUUUGCGACACACGUCAUAGUCGCACUAUUAUUAGGGACAGUUUUCUAUAAUUUCGGUAAUGACGCGGAAAAAGUUGGCAGCAACAUCGCUUACUUAUUUUUCUGUAUAUUAUUUUUAUACUUUACAAAUGCUAUAUUGUUAGUACAAGUGUUUCCCGUUGAAGCGACAAUAUUGUUACAAGAACAUUUAAACAAUUGGUACUCUUUAAGAUCCUACUACAGUGUAAAAAUAAUAUCGGAUCUUUUAAUGCAAAUACUUUGUGCCUCAUCUUUCAUACUUAUAUCAUACUAUUUAACAGGACAGCCAAUGGAAUAUGAUAGAAUUUUACGGGUGUGGGGAAUUUUCCUGUUAAUUACAAUGCUUGGACAAACAACCGGGAUAUUUUCAGGCAUAAUAUUUGGCAGUGAGAUAGGUAUAUUUGUAAUACCGGCAAUUGGUAUACCAUUAUUGUUGUUUGCUGGAUUCUUUUCAAAAUUUGCAGAAAUGUCGAUAUACUUGCAGCCUCUAGGAUAUGUGAGCUUUUUUAGAUAUGCGUUUGAAGGAGUAAUGCAAGCGAUCUAUCUUGAUCGACCGAAUCUAAUGUGUUUAGAAAUCUACUGUUACUUGCGUUCACCAAACAAGAUUCUCACGAUGAUGGGCAUACCAACAGUUCCAUUCUAUAUAACUGUGAUAAUACUUGCUUUUUGGAUAAUCUUUUUUCACGUGAUUACUUACGUAGUACUUCUUUGGAAAAUUUAUCAUGCAAAAAAGUGAUCAUCAGUAAAAUUAAUAUUAAUAAAUUGUUUAUUCAAAUUAAUAUUCACACACACACAUAUGGAUGUGGAUCCUUUAGACGUCCACAGGAUAUCUCGUUCAGACGUUCGACGUCCAGAUUAAAGAUGACGUCCCGAUCACGUCUGGCAGACGUCUUUUGGACAUACAAUGUACUGCCUUUAGUCGUGAAUGGAUUUUUUAUGGACAUUGUUUGGAUAUAUCCCAAUGAGAAAUGAUAAUGGAAUGAAUAUCGAAUGAAUGUCGAUUCUAUUAUCAUUCUCUGAAUAUUGCGCGAUUACAAACUUGUUUAGUAGAAAAUAAUAUUUGUCAGUAAAAAUAAUGCUUUUUCGUAAUAUGAAUAAGAACAGCAUUGAAACAGUAAUACUAAUUUACAAUUUUUACGUAGAAUAUUAUUUUUUACUAAAUAAAUUUUGAAUCGCGCGUAUGGUCAAAAAAUUUA